Molecule: messenger RNA, 964 nt
Organism: Lotus japonicus
Lineage: Eukaryota; Viridiplantae; Streptophyta; Magnoliopsida; Fabales; Fabaceae
Product: vacuolar protein sorting-associated protein 55 homolog
Exons: 5
Coding region: 384-788 (134 amino acids)
Biological process (GO): late endosome to vacuole transport via multivesicular body sorting pathway
Cellular component (GO): endosome
Source: RefSeq, a predicted model, not a curated record
CUCAAAACCAUCCAUUUCUCCCUUCUCACUCCGAUUCCGAUUAGGUCACAAUUACUUUCACACCCAUCACCCAUCACUGCAACUAGGGUUAUGCAAUUUUCCCCUCGCUAUUGGGUUAGGGUCAUGGUUGAUACUUCUAUGUUCCUGUUAGGUCACUUCCCAAAGAGAAUCGAAAAUCAAUGAAAUUGAAAUUGCUCUAACAACAUACAAUUCCACAUAACAGAAUAGGGAAAUUGAUACUAGUCCUGUUAAUUUCAUUUCAUUGAUACUAGUCCUGUUAAUUUCAUUUCAAGCUGCUUACUUUUUGUUAUAAUUUUUUCCUCAAUGCAUAUAUAUAUAUAUUUUUUUGUUUUAAUCAUGUUGCUAAUUCUGUCCUGUAUCUGAUGUUACGAAUCUGGCGUUACGGGAAUGUUCAUGUCUUUACAGUCCUUGCUGGGCUCGCCUUUAUGUUUUCGGCCAGCAUUUUGCUGCAGAUUCUGGCAUGCGCUCUAUACAACAAUUGGUGGCCCAUGUUGUCAGCUCUAAUGUAUGUGCUGGUACCUAUGCCUUGCUUAUUCUUUGGAGGAGGAUCCACUCAAUUUCUGAUAAGCCGUGAUGGUGGAGGAUGGAUGGAUGCAGCAAAAUUUAUGACUGGAGCAUCAGCCAUGGGGAGCAUAGCCAUUCCUAUAAUCCUUAGGCAUGCUCAAAUGAUUGAGACUGGAGCAAUGCUCAUUGAGCUUGUAUCGUUCUUCAUAUUUGUAUGUACUGUUAUGUGUUUCCAUCAAGCGAGCCUUGAUGAUGAUUGGUAAUAGCAAAUUCCAGAAAGUUCCUGCAUCCUAUAGUCAUUAGGGUUAGUUACCCUUAAAAAAUGAAACCUAAUUGUGAAAUGUAUGACAAUCAUGGGAAAAGAACUAAAGAAGUGUAUGAUCUAACAUCUGUAAAGCUCUGCAGUUAUUGUAUUUUCGUCAAUUUGUAUUUUUGUUUA